Messenger RNA from Ciona intestinalis (vase tunicate), 3791 nucleotides. Its product is annotated as SH3 domain-binding protein 4-like. The record is from RefSeq and is a predicted model, not a curated record. NCBI's taxonomy places the organism in Eukaryota, Metazoa, Chordata, Ascidiacea, Phlebobranchia, Cionidae. Gene Ontology annotation, cellular component: cytoplasm. Gene Ontology annotation, molecular function: protein binding.
UGCUCAUAGAGUUGUUGAGAGAAUAAAUUAUUGAAGAUAUUACUUCGCCGGCUUGUUAAACAUUUAUGCUGUUCUGUGCCUGGACAAAAUGAAACUGUACGAGAAAUGUACUUUGGUUGCCAACUGGUACCAUGGCUGUUUAGAAAAGGAGGCAUCAGAAUACUUAUGUAAGGACGCUGCUAUUGGAGGUUUCUUGGUAUGGACAUUAAACAAUACAGAUGACACAUACAUGCUGACUGUAAAAGAAAACGAUGGCACAGUAGCUCAUUACGUCAUCGGUUCGAACUGCGCUGCAAAUGACGUCACAGACUUAGACUGGCUCUCCUGUGUUGUAAACUUUUACCAAUCGAAUUGUUUGGAUGGUAGUUCGUGUUUUACUGUGUUAGCGACAAGCAUCCAACAGAAAUUGGAGCAGAACAGAAACGUGGUCGUCGCAAAAGAAAGCUUCACGGCUUACGACUUUGCCUGUUUAUCGUUUACCAAGGGCGACAGACUUCAUCUGCUUGACCAAGAAAGUGGCGAGUGGUGGUACGCCCACGACGGUCAAAAUAUUGGAUUUAUUCCUGCGAGGCUCGUGUUUGAAUUGAGCAACCGUUGCCGGCAGUAUUCGAAUGAAGAGACGCACUCCUUUCCCAGCCCGACGUGUAAGAGUUUUGGAGAGAUGACACAGCCUAUUUAUCCAGGCGUAGAAAGUGAAGACUGUGCUAUUGCAGCAAAAGAAUUAGUCGAAUACAAAGUUAAACAAACUCAUUGUGAAGAAAUGAGAUUGUCUUGGAGAGAAAGAAAACCAAUACCACCGAACCUUUUACUUUUUAAGUCAGGAGACGCAUUAUCAACGUCCACCUCCACGUCCGGUUUCGACGACAAUUUCAUUCCUUCUUCGGCUCCAUCCUUGUUCGACGGUUCAGACGUUUCGGCAAUUUCCGUUAAGUCGGACGCUUCGAUCUCUUCUUCGAGUUAUAGUGAAGAAAACGAUGUCAUUUACCCGGCUUCAUGCACACACCGUCCCCGACCGUCAAUACUGUCAAACCGAGGGAGGCUGUCAAGGUCGUUUUCGGAGCAAAACGUAAACGACAUGCGAUCCAGAAACGCGACACUUUCUUCGCAACGUUCAACAGGUAGCAGAGGCUCACUAAAGAAAGCAUUGAAUAGCACAACAAGGAUAUUCAAACAUAUUAAGCGAGGAUCAACCAGCAAACCCACCACACCUACAACACCAUCCAAAGAUGGGUUCGACUUAAUUUCAAUCAACGGUCAAAGUUUUAUCUCCUUGGCCACAACGGGUAGCCCUGAUAGGACUAAGCCAAUCAACGAAAGCUUUUACAAGUCGUUCGAGGACCUAACAUGCGACGAACCACCCAUUAAAGUUAUUCCGAAAUCUCCUGUGCGACAACAAGUCGUUGAGAAAUGCGUGAAAUCGGCAAACAGCUAUGAAGGCCCGGUGUUCAGCGAGGUCGGCUCGGCAGGGGGUGUGGUUUUAGUUCCAGGCACGGACAUAUCUCUUCAUAUAAGCGCCACGAAACCAGCUCAAACUGACUGCAAAUUCUGCUUCGAUAAAAGAAAAUCUGAAAGUAUGAGAAGCCCAAAAAAUCCAAUGAAAGACAAGUCCGUUAUGAGGCGGCGAUUUUCAAAAUCGACCAGCGUUGCGACACCCCCAACACCCAGACUACGAGAUAGUAAAUGUCCUGAGAGUAACAGAACAGAUGGGAGGAUAGCUAUUACGUUGGAAGACGCACCGCACAUGACCGUCCUAAAUCCUAAGCGGGAAGAUCAACAUGCUAUACACGUUCCUAUAAGAUAUGAGGUCGCUGGUCCAGCCGUCAGAAUCAACCUUGCUGAUAAAGAGUCUCAUAAAAACGGAGUAGUUUUGCAAAUGGGGGUCAGUACAGCGCUACCACAAUCCGAUAUGUACGAGUUGUCUGAAACACCAACAAGCAAAGUUGGGUUUACAUGCUUGCAAGGUGAAAUGCGCAACGGACCGUUCCAUGAAGCUGAGAGCUGUUAUUAUUACGGCAACACACUCCAGGCCACACUUGACACAUCCGCAUUGAAAAACACCCCAACCGGUUGUCAAAUAUACGCCGUUCCUGUUGUAAAAGUCGAGCAAGGAAUAACCGCGGCGCCUUUUUCAUGGGACCGUCUAGGCCAAACAUAUCACAUUGGAAUAUACGGGCCAAAACAGACUUAUAUGAAGAGUACUUGUUGCGUGUCGGUGUCUUGUUCAGGUUUCUGCCCACCUACAUUAAGAGUCUGGCACGAAACAGACUUUACGCUAAGACUGUGGGCUUCUUACACCAUGCAAAUACGAAAAGCGCAAGGAUUUCGUUUAAGGUUCAAACUCAGCAAUUCCUCGUUGCUAAAAGUGGACACAAAUCAAGAUGAUGAUAUUAUUAGCCUAAAAGAACUGCGAACAAAUUCAAGAGUGAACAAAGUAUUUGUGCUAUUGCAAAGCGUGAAAAACGAGACCCUUCGUCCCCGAAACAACAGCAAAACAGAUCGAGUUCUUGCUAUCACUUUGACCGGAGAAGAAGACGGAACAGUCCGCCGAAUCAAGAUGAAGGUCCCGACCGAAAAGAAGUUCGCUUCUCCGAGAAUUACAUCGCCUAUAAUAACAAGGCAAAUAUCGCGUUCGGAAACGUUACCCGAAUUACGUGUGGCCUCGUCUAACGUCGAACAGACACACCAAUGGGCAAUGGCGCUACAGGAAGCGGACAUAUUAUUCAACAGGUCGGCCCAUAUUCCCGGAAGUGACAGAACGGUCUGUGGAGUCAAACUAGCGGUUGCUUUGCGGUCCAGGUACCGAAAAAGGCACCCAACCGUACCAUCGCACAUAUUACAGUACAGUAUUGGAGACUACAUGCCAGUUUUGAGUUCCCAAGCUAUUUGGAGUCACGGUAGCGUUCAUUACAAGGACUGGUGGGUGGCUUACUCAUGCCACAAAGUCGGUUUACUUCAGAAAAGUAACGCUACUAUGUUGGAAUUUGACGACUACUGCCACUGGCCAGAAGUUAGAGUAACGUGUGGAAAUAUAAUUGAAGCAAUCAUUGAACCAAUACCUCAUCUCACGGCAACAUAUUCUGUCUUGGUGGAUAAGUUAGCACGUCACGUGACUGACUGGUUGUCCCUAGCAACACUACUGCGGUUCGGCGAGCGCUAUGCGUUGAACGAAAUACAGAACAAGCGGGUUUCACCCGUAAGACAUUCAAAUGCGCUGUUCUACCUCGGAAAAUUCAGGAAAUACUGUGAUAAAUGUCCAAAGAAACGAAGCUUUAAUCAGGAAUUGGUUCGAGCUCUUUUGUACAUGGAGCAUUACGACUUGGCUGUGGAACUUGUGACUCGGUUCUGCGUUCUGUCUUGUGCAGUUGAAAUGUCACCAAGAUGGCAAGAGCUAGCGGCAUUAUUAGUCGGUGACUUGCAGGAUGAAGACGUUGUAUUGUUCAGCGAAUCCAGGGAAAUUAGUUCACAUGAAGCUAACGGCAUCACUAUUAAACAGCAAGCGACUUGGAAACCUGCGUUGAGUUUUCUCAGUCGUUGGCAUGACAGAUUCGGCGACGACCACAGAGCAGCUCUGCUCACUUUAUUUCAAGCUACUGAAACUUUAAAAGACUCACCUAACAGAAAUUGGCCGUAUUUAACCAGUUGCGUUAUACUUGUGCUAGCUGUUGAUAGUCUCCGCAAUUAUGACACGCGGUUAUAGCAGAAACCUUGUUUUAAAUAUGUUUCUUUAUUUUCUUUUCUAUUCAAGUGCAAUUCAGUCCAGCUAUUUUGCCAAUAAAUCGUAAAUCAAACUU